AACACAUUUUCUUAUGCUAUAUAUAUAGAAACUAACUUUUUUUGUAUUAUCAGUCUAAAAUUUUUCUUUAACUUUCAGAUAACAAAAUAUAUAAACAUCCCCAUCUUUGCCUUAUUUGAAGAAAUGAAUUGUAAUGAGAUUGAAAAAAUUAUCGACACAGCUGUGCCCACGACCGGGCAACGUUGGUACCAUGUGCAGUAUAAACCGAUUUGGAUGGACCAAUCUUCUGUGGCCAAAAUGAUAGACUGGGGUUCAGAGAAAUUUGAGAUCCAAGAAGAAAGAUUUAGCCAGAAGGGAACGAAAGAUUACUUAGUGGCUCGAAAGAGCAGCUGGGAACAUCAAGAUUACAUCCAAAAGAGGGCUCAGCAUCUAAUUUCAAACUUCUGGUCAUCUGUAUCCAAUGAUGAUGUAUUUAAUGACGAAGAGGAAAGCGUUUUCACCAAUCCAGUGAAAGAUGUGGGAUGGUCAAGUAGAUUUUCUCGCUUACGCACUAACCAAUCCGACGAAUCCGACGAAGUAGAUAUUUUAAACGUCGAUAGUGAUGAUGACGAACUUGUUGACAUAGAAACAGUGAAAUUAGGAGAUAUGGGUUUAGUGACACAAUUACGUUGCAAGACAGUUGAAUAUAGUGCAGCACUACACGGCAUAACUGCUAUGAGACAGAAGCAUUGUGAUGUGGAAAAGCAGAGAAGACAUUCGUUGCUUUCUCUCUUUAAUGAUUUACAGAAAGCUGUUUCGAGCCCUAACUCGUCUACCAAACUUCCCAAGGUAUCCAUAUUAAAACAGGCCAAGUCGUUUAUCUGCGUAGCAAAUGCAAUCGAAAAAGAAUUAUUGGCAACGAAACAAUCUCUUGUUACGAGUAUCGUUUCCAGCGUCGAAAAACUGGUUGAACUAGGAGCUAUCGUUUACGUGAAGCAUGAUUGUAAAUGUGACAGUAGGGGGGCGGAAGGAAUGAACAUCACUGUGAACAAGUCUUUCAGUUUUACUAUCGUUCCUACGAAACAGACCAAAGAAGAGCUGGAGUUAUUGAGUUAUAAGUCUUUAAAAGAAGCGUGGAAACCAUGCAAGCAGGAUUGUAAACGCUGUGUAAAGCUAUCUAGUGCAGAGUUUCGAACCGACCAAUUAAAACGUGUAAAAUCAUUCAAUUGCUCUAACCUGACCAAUAGAAAAACUACCUCUAAAAUUUCAAUCAAUCAGAUGGUGAGUAAUGACAAAAAACCGGUUGCAAAACUGACCAAUCCAGCGGUCUCGUGUAAUGUUAUAUCCAGUCAGAAAAUUGAUGUAAAUAAAGAACCAAAUAUAAACCUGACCAGUAGAACAACUUCUAAUGUUCCAACCAAUUGGAAUGUCGGUUUAAAAAAAGAAGCCAUACUACCCCAUACCAACCAAGCAGUCUCCUGUAAUCUUCUAUCCAAUCAGAAUAUUUGUGUAAAGAAAGAACCAAUUAAAAACCAGGUCAACAUUCCAACCAAUCAGAAAGAACAGGUUAUAGAAAACAUUUAUUCAAAGGAUCAGUUAAACCAAAACAUUGUUAAAGGUAUUGUUACAAAGUCUUUGUGCGAUUUAAACCCGCUUUCUGCGUGUCCGCAUAGAACACGUUCUGUUGAACCAGCUAAGCCUACGAUGAUCAGACAACACCCAGGAUGUUCGUUGUUGCAAGCCCCCGUGGUGACAGUUGCUCAAACACAAAACGUUCCCGUUACAGGUUUUUACCCCCCGAAAAUGUAUCCAGUUUUGCUUCCAGUUUUCACUUCACCUAAUUCGCCUAAUCCUGUAGGUUUUUUGAGACCAGCUUUUGUGCCUGGAUUAAACAAGGGCAAUCAUGAUUCUCAAGCGUUCAUGGCUAACUCAGCUAAAUUGAACUGCACGACAUAUCAACAGGUAAAUGGCACAGUAUAUCCUGAACCGGUAAAUCGCACGGUGUAUGGUCAACCGGUAAAUAGCACGGUAUAUAGUGAACCGGUAAAUGCGUCGACACUACAAUGUAUUCCGUAUGUAAACAACCCGCCUCAGAAAAGCAAAUCCCUACCUCAUGUUGGUGCUUGUGCAACCACUUCAUCGAUCAUUAGUGAAAACACAACUGUCAGUGAAAACACAAAUGACGUAUUUAAAGAUUUAUCUUGUGUUUUUUCAUCUUCAAUUAAUGCAGGCGCUGCAAGCAAAAUAGUAGAAUCGCAUCAAAAAGCUUGCACAACGCGGACGUCUAAUAAUGCUAUUUGCGUUACCACUUCGCAGUCUGUCAUGGCUAAGUUACCGAUUAAACACACAAAUACUGCAGUCAAAGCUGAUACCCUUUCGUGUACAACCGAAAGUAGUAUUUUUUCGUCAAACAUUGUUUUACCUAUCAACCACGUCGAUGCGCCUUUGUCUGACGCUGUUUUACCUAUCAACCAUGUCGAUGCGCCUUUGUCUGACGCUGUUUUACCUAUCAACCAUGUCGAUGCGUCUUUGUCUGACGCUGUUUUGCCUAUCAACCACGUUGGUACGCCUUUGUCUGAUGCCGUUUUACCUAUCAGUCACGUCGAUACGCCUUUGUCUGACUCUGUUUUACCUAUCAACCACGUCGAUACGCCUUUGUCUGACGCCGUUUUACCAUUGACAGUUCACACUGACGCUGUCGGCAAGAUAGCAGAAUCAAAUAAAAAAUGGGGAUCCCCGACAAAUGUUGUAGUUACGCAGAUAAAUACUUUGAAAACUACCGAAAUUGACACCGGAAAUGUUAAGUUUCCAUCUUAUCAAAAUUCAAAAAUAUGUGUUGCUAGACCUGUGAAGGACAAAGUAAUUGUCACUGACCACACAACGCAACCUCCUUACAAAGUAGGCGAUCAUAUAUCUACUAGCGUAAAAGUAAGCCUGGAAUGCAUGGAAAAAUCGAAAGAUGGUUUGUCACUCAAAGAAUAUGUAGACACGGUAAUCAAGAAGGAGCACUUUGAGAGUGAUGUUAACAUGAUCGAGUAUGGUACAGAGGUUGUGGCAAGUGAAAAUGAAUUUCUCGGUGCUGACAACUCAAACGAUGAGAUGGAGAUGGAAGAUUUUUCCGAUGCAAUGUUGAUUUACAAUACAAGUGAUACGAAGGUUAAACAAUCUUACUUGUUCGACACAGUGAAUCGUUUGUAUACAUCUCUGCGUGGUGGGAAUACGGUGACCAAAAAUGCCUACUGCACUGUCAAUGAAAGCAAAAAUGCAAGCAAAGAAGAUAACGUUAGCAGAAACCAAGAUUUUGCUCCUUGUAAUCUUUCGAACCGGGACGGUAAUGAUGACAUUACAGAUAUUGCGACUAGCAGUAGCGGUGUAGGCGUUGGUAUGACGAAUAAUGCGACAGCUUCUUCUUCUUGUCGGCCAUCAGAUGCUCCUCCACAGAUGGUAAACAAAAAAACUACUGCUGAUCCCAACAAUAAUCACAUUGAACACAUUAAAGUAAACGAAUCUUAUUCUAUUUUAAACACUGACUGCUUUUUAAAGACUGGGAGUUUAGAUAUUCGUUCAAUGGAUAGUCCCUCUUGUCAUCCAGACACAGGUGUGGAUAAACCUGUCGAUAGCAGCAGCAACUUAGAAGGUUGUAGCGUUUUGUUGGAGGAGAAUCCAUUUUCUUCCAUCCGUGAUCAAACAACAGCCAAUUGUACAUCACCUCGAGCAUUUAGCACUAGUAGUCCUACUUGUGUGAAUAAAGAAAUUGUCGAUUGUUUUGUGAAACCAUGCGCUUGUGUUGCUCCGUGGUUGCGCAUGGAUGAAAGCCUAGACAAUUUCGAGAUGUCGUCUUGCAAUGAUUCGUGUACUGUAAAUCCGAUAUUAUUUGAAAAGAAACUGUGGAAUUUCCCGCCGCAAGCAUGUUCUGGAACGACGUCGGAACAACAGAUUACAAACCAAUUGGACGCUACGCCACAGCCGAGUUCACAUGCGACGCAGAAUCAACAAACGCCAGCCCAAAUAGAAACCGCCUUGCAAAGAAGUUCUAGAACAAUACAGGGACAAGAAAUGAAGGACCAAAUGGUUUCAAGUCAUCGUGCGACAAGGGAGCAACAGAUGCUGGUCCAGGAAAGAGCUGCGCUGCAAGCAAAUUCCAGUAGGACACAGCAGCAAGAUAUGCUUGUCCAAAGAGAAGCUACAUCUCUAGCAAAGUUUGAGACGCAUAAAAAACAGUUACCGGACCAAGGACAAAUAGCGUCUCAAGCAAGCUCCGGUCCUGCUCAGAAACAAAUGGCAGUGAAAACGGAUAUUUAUAUCGAGAGUACUAGUAGAGAACGGUUGUUACACAAUCAGAGCGCCUCUAAAGGAAAUCAAAAUAGUUUUAAAUCAGUCGAUCCGGUGAAAACUGAAACGGAAUCUUCCUCUCUGUUUGUACCCGAACUCAAGUCGAGAAAAGAUGAUAUUCAGAAAAAUCUAAAGAAACUGAAGAUGAAAUUGAAUGUUUCUGUGAAAAGGCUAACAAUGUCACCUAAACCAGUGGUAGCAGGUAAGACUGGGGAAAAGAAAAAAAUAUUGUUCAAGCUUGACGCGUUGAAGUCUGUUUUAAGAAGAAUAAACAUAAAGUCACCAAAGGAACUUGAAUUAGGAAAAACAAAAGAUAAAGACAACAUAUUAGACAAGAAAUCAAUUUCAAAGAUAGGGAAUGAAUUUUUAUUUCACCAACAUGAAGGUGAGUCGUUAAAUGGUGCUCCUGUGGACGACAAGCCAUCGUUUAAAGAAAUCGCAAUGAGUAGCAAAGAAAGUAUCACUAUUGCUGCAAAACAACAGAGUGACAACAAAAGUAUCAGUGUUGGUCCACAACGAAAUGUUGACGGUCUCAGUAUUGGUGUACCUACCUCCUCGACGUCUUCGUUGCCGCAUGAUAAGUCAUGUGUUAUGUCGGAAAGUAAUAUUGAUGUCGUUCAGCCCGGGUUAACGAGAAGACUGCCGGUUGUGGAUGUUACUAAUGCGAUACGAGACGCAGGAGAUCCCACCGUAUGCGGAAAAGAUUAUCAAGGGACUAACCAGAAGAUUAUAACAUUACCACCCAAGAUGGAGAGCGGAAAAUAUGACACCGGGGUUGUUUGUCCACAUAAUGACGUGCAAAAUUUGGUGAGUCAUGAUGCAGAGUUUCAAAGUUCUUCUCAUUUUACGUCAGUUAUGAAAGACGCAACAAAUAAAGCGACGAAAAAUGAAGCGAUGACAAAUAAAGUGACGACAAAUGAACUGACAGAGAUCUUAAGCCAAGGGUUGGUUGAAAAGACAACUUCAAAUAGCAAUCUAGAAAUAGCGGAUGACACGAACUCAAACAUAAAGCUGUUCAGCAGUCCUGAAGUAGCUGCACAAAGUAAUGACCAGAAAACAUAUGGGAAAACUUUUAAAACAGUUUCCAAUCAAAAUACGGUUGUUACAUAUCAAAGCCAAUCAGCUGAGAUAGAAUUGACCAAUAAAACGUCUAAAAAGUUUUCACCAUUUCGCUCAGUGAACACAAGUAAAAUCCAACUUUUAGAUUUCGAUACUAAUUUUCGCUGGAGCACUCCUAAAAAGUUAUUGGAGAGAGAUUUUAGUCCCGUGAAAUUAGUUCAUCGCGAUCCCCAGACCAAGAUACGCGAAGAAAAUGCGAAAAGUCAUCAUGCAUUGGAGAAUGUGAGACAAAAGACGAUUUUGCAAAAAAAGCACGAGCAAAGUCGACCAAAUACUUUGCAGGACAAACAAGAAGCCUUCUAUAACACUAGCGACGAAAGUGACCCAAAAAAAACCAAUAAACAAGAGUCACAACAAAAUGUUAUUAGAAUGAGUAUUGAUACUUUGCUGAAUGGUCAAGUGAACGUUGGCGAAAUAAUGUGCCGUAACAACAAUCAUGAUACAGGAACCGAUAAUGACGAUUGUAAAACCGGUACAAAAAUCCAUAAAGGGGGUUGUAUUGGUCGUGUUCACGAAGUCAAGGCUGGUCGUGUUCAAGAAGUGAAGAUUAAGGCCUGUAACAAGUGGUUAUCUGGUGUGGAACAAGUUCAAGUGAAAAACCUCAUGACAUUCAGUCAGACGCAUACAUCUCACGAAGACUUGUGUUUCAAUGGAAAAAAAAGAAUCAAGUUUCUUACUGAAACGCCUGCUCAACGGAAAUCAGGGGGUUUUAUCCCUUGCGAUAGAGUGGCCAAAACAACAUCCACCAAGAAUCGGUUAGAAGAUAUCCGAAAUAGUAAGAUAAGAAUGCAUGCGCGACAGAUGUUAAGGGACAAGUUCAAAAGUGAUAAGAUACGGAACGUUUGCUCGCAAUCACUUGUCGUUAAAAAAGAUGACGUCAAAUUGAAUCAAACUGAUAAGACAGAAACGAAAACUUGUCAAUUUGCCGAAGUUUCUUCUGCAAACUGUCAUGACAAACAUUGUAGAGAGUCGAGCAACAUUAAUACAAAGAUGUCGAAAAAUUUUACGAGCACAACAACCGACAAAAUCAGCACGGUCGUUGGCUCAGGAUUGGGACAGACAUCUUUUAUACAAGAGAAAUGUUCAAUUGAGAGUGCCGAAGAUAAUAGUAGUCAAGGAGAAACUUAUCCAAAAAAAUUGAUCGUUGGUGAGAAUAAAGAGAGUUCAGAUAGCAGAGAUAACGAAUCCGAUAGUGAUUUUGGACUAGUAAAUGACCAUUGUCUUAAAAAGAUAAAGAGGGACGCUGGAAAAGUUACCCGCAUUGAAUCUAAAAGAAUGGAUAGUGGUCGUUUUGAAUCAAAUGAUAAUCCUAUGCUGGUCAAUACGAAAGGAUUAAACAACGACGACGAGAAAAAAGAAAUGCGACCCGUCGACGUGGUUACCACCGGUAAAUCCGAAAGUGAACCCGUUACCGAGCCUGACAGAUUGAAUGGUGAUCGUUUUAAAUCGAAGAAUAUUGUAGAGGUCAAUGCUGAAAGAUCAAAAGGCGACAACAAGAAAAACGAAAUUACACCCAUCGAUGUGAGUAGUGACAGUGGAUCCGACGCCGAGUCUAGUGACAAAUCCGAGUCCAGUGAUGAAUCCAAGUCCAGUGACGAAUCCGAUAGUGAAUCUAGCAGCGUUCGUUUUAUAUCGAAUAAAAAUCUGGUAAAGUUUAAUGCCAAAAGAUCAAAGAGCGAAAACAAGAGAAAAGAAAUUCCACCUGUCGAUGUGAAUAAUGACAGUGGAUCUGACAGUGAGUCAAGUUAUGAGUCCGACAGUGAAUCUAAAAGGGUGAAUAGCCAUCACCUUAAAUCCAACGAUAUUCGUAUGCAAUUUAAUGCCGAAAGAUCGAAGCUCGGUAAAAAGAGAAAGAAAAAAAGAGUCAUCGAGGUGAGUAGUGACAGUGGAUCCGACAACACAGAUAGUGUGGAUUCGGAUGGUUAUUCAGUAGAGGAACGUAAAAUAAUCCAUAAAGAAAAGAAUGAGGGAAGUGUGGCCAUGGAAUCUGACACUCGCCGGUGCAGAAAACAUCUGUGCUGUUUAACAUCACCUCGUAAGAACACGCCAUCAUUUGUGUAUAGUGGUAGUAAGCUCGCUAGAGAUGAACGAGUGAGAGAAAGUACCGUUGUAGAUGCUGAUAACUCGAAAAGUACUCAUACCGAAGUGAAAAAUAAUCACAUGGUAUCGUCGUGUAACCGUAUUGAUCACAACUUGCAGGUCAGGGUAAAAAAAUUAAGUAAAUUAAAAAUAGAACAAUGCAUAAAAAACAUUCGAAGUAAAGCUAUCUGUAAAAAGAUGUUACGUGGACACACUCUCGUAAUUGAAUUAUCUAAUGACAUUAAAGAUGACGUUGAUCAACGAAUUAAUGACGAUUGCAAUGAUGGUUGCCAUAGUGAUGAUAAUGUUCGGAAAUGCACUGAUGCUGACGACGCAGACAAACAAUACGAAAAAUUCCUCAAACAGACCGCACAGUCAAAGCUCCAAUUAGAACUACCAAGUAAAUCAAACAUUUCGUCGAGACUAAAGGACCAAUCAGAAUGCAUAUCAGCGGUAAUAAGUCGUUUAAGACGCACACAGAACGAUCUUUCUGUUACACACCAGUUAGAAUCCAGAAUGCCAAAAGCUUAUAGGUCGAGAUGUACAGAAAAUGAAGAUUCGAUUGGAUAUAUUCAAGGAAAGCUAGAAAAGCGACGAAUUUGCCGUUCAAAAAACUCAGAUGUGGCGGUUGAUAGCGACGAUGAACCGGUACUGUUAAAAUGGAAGCGAAUAAGAAAGAGUAGUAUUUGCGUGACAGAUUUGGAUGAAAAAUCGGAUACCUCGGAUGCAAAUGGAGUCAGAGUUGAUAGCGACGAUAAACCGUUACUGUUGAAAUGUAAGCGAAUAAGAAAUAGUAGUAUUUGCGUGACAGAUUUGGAUGAAAAAUCGGAUACCUCGGAUGCAAAUGGAGUCAGAGUUGAUAGCGACGAUAAACCGUUACUGUUGAAAUGUAAGCGAAUAAGAAAUAGUAGUAUUUGCGUGACAGAUUCGGAUGAAAAAUCGGAUACCUCGGAUGCAAAUGGAGUCAGAGUUGGUAGCGACGAUAAACCGUUACUGUUGAAAUGUAAGCGAAUAAGAAAUAGUAGUAUUUGCGUGACAGAAUCGGAUGAAAAAUCGGAUACCUCGGAUGCAAAUGGAGUCAGAGUUGGUGACGACGUAGGUGAGUUAGUACAUUCAAAGUUUCGGCUGGAGAAAAAACAUAAUUUAGAUACGAAUGCAAAUGCUUACAAAAAAAAUUUUGUUGGUGAGGAUACAUCAAUGCAGGAAGAAAAACGUGUACGGCAGGUGUUAUCUGGUGAAGCGGAUUUGAGUGAAAAGUCAGGUAGCGACAAUGAUUAUGAGGCGUUACAAACAGAGUCAAAUACAUUGCAGUUUGUCACAUCUGCAUCAGACACGUUGCUACCAGGUUCCUCGAAGAGAAAACUCGUUUCAGACACAGAUGGCGAGGGUGCAUAUCUGAAUACCGCAUUCAAAUCAUAUUUUGACGCCAUUUGUAAACCCACUCAGUCAAAACAUGUCAAUCUUAACGAACUGAGCAAUAGUUCAGAUGUUGAAUUUACAACCAAUCCGCGAAUUUCAAAAUAUCGUCAAAGAGCUCUUCAUAGAAAGUUUGGUGUGCGUGAUUUUCGCAUUAUACUAUACGAUUGUUCCAAACAGGAGAGAUAUUUGAGAAAGGUUAAAGAUAAAGACAGUACAUCAACAUCUCUAGGUUGUAGAAGUGACUUUAGAAUCAGACUCAACGACUGCAUCAAGAACGGCAGACUUUUUGAAACAGUACGCAAGGAAAAGAGUGAUGCUAAUCGCGAAAAAAAAGUUGACUUCUCUCAAAACAGGAUUAGUUUCGAACCAAACUACUUUUUUUUUGACAGCAAAAUGCUGAAAAGAGAUCCUUUCGGUAACAUUCUAAUACCGCUAAAUUCUAUAACUGAUUCGGAAAUUCGACAGGACUUCAUCAAUCACUUUGAGGAAUAUGUUAAGUAGUAACUUACUAAUUAAUAUUUACAGUAUAGGACCACGUUGUGCCAAGUUGGUUUAUUUAAAGGAAAUUGAUGGAAAGUGUAAGGAAAUGUUAGACAUCGUUAGUCAAGUUGGUGCUAAAUAAUUUGAUUGGACAGAGGAAUACUUUAUUUAGAAAGGAUUUGCGAAUUGUAGCUCUUGCGAAGGAUUUUCUCUUCCCGAUCGGUCUGUCCCGUUGUUUUAGAAACGAAACAAAUAUUCUGCUGCAAAUUUAGGUAAUCUUUGAAGCUGUAAAGGUUUUCUUUGAAGAGUGUCUCACACCGAUUCAGAUACUUUUUAUUAUUUUAGCAUACUCUGUGGUUUGAGACUUGCUUGCGUUUUAGUCCCAAAAAUCAUCGAAGGAAUAUAUUUUUGAAUCUUAAAAAUAAAAAAAUAGGUUGUAGUUAAUAUUUUAUUUUUAAAAUUGUUUUGUUAGUCAAUACGUCCACUCGGUCGGCUCCCUGUGAUAGACCUGUAAAUUGAAACAUGAUUGUCAGACUUGUUUUCAAUUUUCUAGGAAAAAAAUCAGUAAUUCGUCAUCAAA
Molecule: messenger RNA, 9928 nt
Organism: Hydractinia symbiolongicarpus
Lineage: Eukaryota; Metazoa; Cnidaria; Hydrozoa; Anthoathecata; Hydractiniidae
Exons: 9
Coding region: 124-9369 (3081 amino acids)
Molecular function (GO): protein dimerization activity
Source: RefSeq, a predicted model, not a curated record